AUGGAGACCCGACACUCUUGCAGCAUCAAUUCACGAACUGGAAGCGAGGCCCAGAUACGCUUAUGUCCUGAAAAGUUUGAUGAUAUCUCGACUGAAGAGGAACGAUUACCUCCGGUGGAUGGAGGGAUCCAAGCAUGGAUGUUCCUGGCAGCAUGUGUUAUGCUUGAGGCUCUUAUAUGGGGCUUCGCCUUUGGUUUUGGUGUGUUUGAAAAGUACUACCGCGAGCUUGAGGAAUUCCAGGGGUCUAACAUGGUAGCUGUUAUUGGAACAUGUGCUACGGGAAUCUCUUAUCUGAGCUGCCCCGUUGUGAUAAUUGCAAUGAUUCUUAUGCCCAAGAUGGGGAGAUGGUUUUCCAUUAUAGGAUUAACCACGAUGUGUUUUUCUCUAGCGAUGGGUUCAUUCUCAACAAACGUUACCCAUCUAAUUCUCUCACAAGGUGUUGGAUUUGGAGUUGGUGGCUGUAUUGCAUACAGUCCUUCAAUUCUCUACAUGAGCGAGUGGUUCGUCAAAAGAAGAGGACUUGCAUUCGGCAUAGUCUGGGCUGGAUCAGGGGUAUCUGGUCUAGCCUUCCCGAUCGGCGUGGAAAGACUCCUGUCGAACUUUGGAUAUCAAACUACAUUGAGAGUCAUCUCCAUUCUCAUUUUUGUUCUUGCGGCUCCACUCUUAUACUUCCACAAACCACGACUGCCGGUUUCAAAAACAAUUGGCUACCACCGUCUCAACUUCCGAUUCCUUCUCAACAAGGUAUUUGUCAUCUAUCAGAUUGGCAACAUCAUGGAAGCACUGGGCUUUUUCCUACCGGGAAUAUACCUGCCAACAUACGCUCGUAGUAUCGGAGGCUCUAAUUUCAUAUCCUCACUUACAGUGAUGCUGUUGAAUCUAGCGUCUGUGUUCGGCAGCGUGGGCAUGGGUCAUCUAGCAGAUCGGUUCCAUGUAAUAACCUGCAUUACAAUCUCCACUGUUGGCAGUACAUUGGCCGUGCUAUUCCUCUGGGGAUUUUCGUCAACAGUUCCAACAUUGUUAGUCUUCAGCGUGGCAUACGGACUAUUUGCAGGAUGCUUCUCGGCUACAUGGUCGGGGAUCACGAAUGAAGUCCAAAAAGUCGAUCCAAACGCUGAUGCAACCAUAAUAUUUUCAAUCAUUGCCCUGGGAAGAGGAAUUGGCAAUGUCGUCAGUGGGCCUUUCAGUGAGGCUUUGGUUCGUACAGAUCCCUGGAAGGGUCUACUUGUCGGGGGAUAUGGCAGUGGAUAUGGUCUUGUCAUUUUGUGUACGGGACUCAGUGCUCUGUUGAGCGGGAUUUGUAUAGUUGCGCAUCACAUGAAAUGUAUAUAG
This is a messenger RNA of Penicillium antarcticum, 1332 nucleotides long. RefSeq lists its product as uncharacterized. Gene Ontology annotation, cellular component: fungal-type vacuole membrane. The record is from RefSeq and is a predicted model, not a curated record. The transcript is spliced from 3 exons. Gene Ontology annotation, biological process: transmembrane transport. The coding region runs from base 1 to 1332 and encodes 443 amino acids. Lineage: Eukaryota; Fungi; Ascomycota; Eurotiomycetes; Eurotiales; Aspergillaceae. Gene Ontology annotation, molecular function: transmembrane transporter activity.